CUCAGAACAUACAAAAGUGAAUCCAAGGCAUAGCCAGAUUUCUUACUCACAGCAUUAUCCUUGCUGACUAAUGUUUAGUUCUUUGAUGCUUAACAAUGGGAAACAAAAGCAGCCGAAUCAGUGACCUGCUCUUACUUGUGCUCGAUGACCUUUCUCAGGAAGACUUCAAAAGGUUUAAAGACAAGCUCUCCUAUUCAGACCUCGAAGGAAAGCGUUUGAUAAUUCCCCGAAGUCGGCUAGAGAACGCGGACAGGGUAGAUACCAAGAAUCUCCUGCUCAAGUGUUAUGGUGGAGAUGACGCAAUAGAUGUAACCAUACAAGUGCUCUCGGAUAUUAAUCAGAAACAGUCUGCUGCUAAACUCAGAAAAGAGAAAGAAAAAGGUAUUCUAAAAACAAUUUCAAUUCUCCUUUCAGGUUUGGAGUCUGGUCAGAAAGCACUGGAGAUAUCACCAAAAGAUUACAGGAUUAAAUACAGAGAAUAUGUAUGGGAAGAAUAUCAAGUAAUUCAAGACAAAAAUGCCCUCCUUGGUCAAUGGGUGAACCUGAACAGAAGGUACACCCAACUCUUGAUCAUUCAGAAACAUUGCCUGCUGGAAGAGAAGCAGCAUGAAAUUAUGUCCACUGGAAGGAAACAUGCCAACAUGAUGGGCAAGCAAGCCAGUCCAGGUAGUAUUGCGGCUUUAUUUGACCCUGAUGAUAACAGAGUGAAGCCUAGAACUGUCGUGCUGCAAGGGCCUGCUGGGAUUGGAAAAACAAUGACCGCAAGGAAGAUUAUGUUGGACUGGGCAGUUGGCAAACUCUACCAAGGCAAGUUUGACUAUGCAUUCUACAUAAACUGCAGAGAAAUUAACUUGAUGACUGAGCAGCAGAGUCUGAUUGAUUUAAUCUUUUGGAACUGUCCUGAGAGAAAUGCUCCCCUGGAAGAUAUUUUUGCAAACCCAGAGAGGCUGCUGUUCAUAAUCGACGGUCUUGAUGAACUGAAGUUUCCCUUAGAAUCCAAUGGGGAACAUCUGUGUUUCGAUCCUAGUCAAAAGAAGCCGGUGAAAGUUGUACUGAGAAGUUUAGUCAGGAAAAGCAUUCUUCCCAAAUCAUAUCUAAUUAUCACUACAAGGCCAAUUGCUCUGGAGCAACUGCAGAAGUGUCUGAAGUAUCCCCGCUACAUAGAGAUCCUGGGGUUUUCUGAGAAGGACAGGGAAGAGUAUUUCCACAAGUAUUUUGGGAAUGAGAGGCAAGCGGUACAAGCUUUUGGGGUUGUGAAAGCAAAUGAGAUGCUCUUCACCAUGUGCUUUGUCCCCAUUGUGUGUUGGAUCAUCUGCACUGUGAUGAAGCAACAGAUGGAUAGAGGAGAAGAUCUUGUGCAGACUUCAAAAACAACUACCUGUGUAUACAUGUUUUAUUUAACUAGCUUACUCAGAGAUCACAGUCCAGUGUUGGAAAGAGGUAAACAGAAACAUUUCCAAAACCUUUGUCUCUUAGCCAGAGAAGGAGUCUUGACAAGGAAAAUACUCUUUGAGGAUGAUGACCUCCAAAAACAUGGCUUAAAUGAAGCUGACAUCCGGUCACUCUUCCUUCACAAGAAACUUUUCCAGCAAGAUAUUGAUUGCCAAUCUGCCUACAGCUUCAUCCACUUAAGUUUCCAAGAGUUUUUUGCAGCCUUGUCCUACGUGCUAGAGGAGAUACCAGAAAUGGCCGACAAAUCAGAUUGUUGUUAUGAAGACAUGAGAAAGUUGCUAAAAGAUUUUGGAGAGGGUGGAAAUGAGUACUUAGUGUUGACAGUCCGCUUUCUGUUUGGUCUUUUAAAUGAGAAAAGGAGGAAAACCAUAGAGAAAAGUUUAGGCUGUAAAAUUUGUUCAGAAACAAAACAAGUGCUUUUGGACUGGAUCGAAGCUGAGGUGGCAUCAAAGAGCUGUCAAAAGCAAUCUGAAAUAUUCUCUUGCUUAUACGAGAUUCAAGAAGAGGAGUUUGUGGGAAGAGCAAUGGAUUGCAUCCCUGAGAUUAAGUUGUAUGAUAACUGCCUAGGGAAUGCAUUCAACUCUCUGGUUAUUUCAUUUUGCCUGAGACACUGUCGUAAAGGACAGUCCUUCCAUCUUGGAUAUCUACUUUUUUUGUCAAGCUUAUAUUUUAAUGGAAGAGUGGAUGAAAACCUGCCUCUCCUAUUUGAAGGACUGAAGGAUCCAAGGUGUAAUGUAAGAGAGAUCUGUUUUAAGCGAUGUAAUCUCAGAGCUGCUUCCUUUGAGAUUCUUACCUCUGUCCUCACCAUGAAUCAACACAUCAGAGAAUUCAACUUACAGCAAAGCGACCUAGGAGAAGUGGGAGUGAUCAAACUCUGUCAAGCACUCAAGCAUCCCAGCUGCAAACUGCAGAUACUGAGAUUACGUUGCUGUAACCUCAGCCCCAAAUCAUGUGAGAAACUAGCCUCUAUUGUUCCUAAAAACCAGAACCUGAGAAUGCUUUAUUUGGACUUUAACAAUAUAGGGGAUGCUGGACUAAUAGAGCUCUGCCAAAUGUUGAUGCAUCCAGACUGCCAACUGCAGGUACUCAGCUUGCUUGGUUGCAAUCUCACUGCUGCUUGCUGUGUGAAUCUUGCUUCUGUUCUCUGUAAAAACCAGUCCCUGCUAGAGCUGUCUCUAGGCCAUAAUGAAGAAAUGGGAGAGGCUGGCAUGCGGCUCUUAUGCGAAGGCCUUCUACAUCCAAAUUGCAAAAUAGUUUCACUAAGGUUGGAUUCAUGUGGACUGACAGAGGCAUGCUGGGAAGCUUUUUUGGCAGCUCUCAAAACAAACCAGUCUCUGCGAGAGCUUGAUCUACAAAAUAAUGAUGAUUUGAAGAGGUACCUGGAAGCUGAUAAACGAAGCAGGAUAAGAGAAUUGAAGCAGCAUAACUUUAGAAUACAAAUAAGCUUAUAGGCCCACAAUAUGGGGAAGGUGGGUUUGCUUGUUUCUAAUAAAGUUAACUAGUGGUUGUCUAAUCUGUUAAAAUGGUAGUUUGAUUAUCUGUAUAUGAUUUAAAUUUUGUUUAGAGAUUUAGGAUUUGU
Messenger RNA from Lacerta agilis (Sand lizard), 3031 nucleotides. RefSeq names its product NLR family pyrin domain containing 6 (gene NLRP6). NCBI's taxonomy places the organism in Eukaryota, Metazoa, Chordata, Lepidosauria, Squamata, Lacertidae. The transcript has 9 exons. The record is from RefSeq and is a predicted model, not a curated record. Gene Ontology annotation, molecular function: protein binding. Bases 96 to 2903 code for a protein of 935 amino acids. Gene Ontology annotation, cellular component: cytoplasm.